Effrenium voratum is the source of this 705-nucleotide messenger RNA. The record is from the annotation of a GenBank genome assembly. NCBI's taxonomy places the organism in Eukaryota, Dinophyceae, Suessiales, Symbiodiniaceae.
AUGGAGGACGAGGAGCAACUCACGGAGCGCUGCGAAGUUGAGAAGCCCCUGUUCUACCACGGGCCUCGAUUCAAGCUCUGCAGCCAGGAUCGCGAGCAGCAGCGGACGUACUCCUUGCUGUGCUACAACGCUGCCUGCGACCUCGUCUUUGCCGUGGAAGACGGCGCCUGUGCGGCCUAUGGCGGAGCCGAGUUGGUGAAGCAGAACAAGGACUUGGCAUCCUUUAGCAAGCUGGCAACGACUCCCAAGUGUCGCAUACCGACAAAGAGCCCAGCCAUCAUCGUUUCCACGAAUGAGGAAGGUGCGGCCUUGGUGUGCAUCGUGCAGGAGGGCGGCGUUUUGUCCGUGUACUCCGCGGAGGAAGCUCUCAAGGGCAACGCCAAAGAGGUCUACAGCGUUACGCUGGACGAGGAGGAGAUUGUGCAGAUCUCCUGGAAGGAAGAUGACUUCCUCUGUGUCUGUGAAAGCGGACGAACCUUCUUAGUGCAUCCACAAGAUAGCACCUAUUUCUGUGUCCACGAGCCGGCAGACUUUGCGCCCAUUUGUGCUGCCGCCAUACCGAGGUCCGACUUUGCGCUCUUGGCCGGAGACCCCCCGGAGGACGAGGACACAGGCGCCAAUCUUUGGGCGGUGGAUUUGCUGUCCGCGGACUCCUGGCCGCUCUUCCCGGAGGAGAGUCCGCGACGCGGGAGGCCAAACCCUUAG